UCUCAGAAAUCAGAAUGUGACUCUCUCUCUCAACAGAGACUAAUGAGUAAAGGGUCACAGUCACAGUGAGUGAGAGAGAGAGAGACACACACACACACACACAGACUCACAGUGAUGAACGACCUCUCAAUCUCAAAUGCAACUACCGUGAGAGACUCAGACCACCAUUGCUGUAGCUGCAAUCCCAUUCCUCGUGUGUUUCUCUACAUUGUGAUAGCACUGUUCCUUCUGGGACUCUCUGUGUCCAUAUUCAUAUUCGUGGUUGUUCACAACGCCGUCUUCUUCCUCUCUUUGCUUGCGCUCUCGGCUCUGCUCCUCGCUUUCAUUCUCUGGAACACGCUUAACUGGAACUCCAAGACUGCUAUUCUCUUCUUCGUUCGCUCUCUUCCUGACUCUGACCUUAGACUCGCUCGCCAUGGACAGCUUGUUAAGAUCACUGGGCUUGCGUCAUGUGGGAGUGUUUCCCUAGAAUCUUCCUAUGAAAAGGCUACCAGAUGUAUCUAUGCAUCUACUUUUUUGUAUGAAUACAGAGGAUUUGAUCUGAAACCAGUGAAUGUUAACACGUCAUGCUUUCAAUGGAGUUUAGCAUAUUGUGAGAGGUUCGCCACUGACUUUUACAUAACUGAUAGAAAGUCUGGUGUCAGAGCUGUAGUGAAAGCUGGUUCUAAUAGUAAAGUCAUUCCCUUGGUCAUUGAGAGCAAACUUGUGAAUACUACCAGACAAUGCAGAAUUUUAUCUCCUAAUCUGAGAAAAUGGUUAAGAGAGAGAAACCUCUCAGAAGAAGCCCGUUUACUACGUCUUGAAGAAGGGUAUGUACAAGAAGGUAGCUGUGUGACUGUAAUCGGAAUGCUGCAUCGAAAUAAUGAUAUAGUGAUGAUUAUUCAACCACCAGAGGCCAUCUCCACAGGAUGUCUAUGGCAAAAGCUUCUUCUCCCAGUUGACAUUGAUGGAUUGAUCCUACGAGCCUCUCAGUUGGCUGGCCCUGUGAACCAAGAGACUAUUCCACACCCAGAUCGGUAAUGCCUGACAUAUGGUAUAAUUUGGAGUAAUUCAUAUUUUAUAUUUCAGAUGAUGUACUAUCUGCAGAAAUUUUGCCGUUCUUAUAGUUUAGAUUUUAAUUCUCUGUGAAUUACUGUCACCACGUACCUUUGCAUGCUAAUUGUUUCUUGUUUUGACACUGCUUCUAAUAGAAUGUACUGAUCUUAUUGAGUUCAA
Quercus robur (English oak) is the source of this 1215-nucleotide messenger RNA. RefSeq lists its product as uncharacterized. The transcript has 4 exons. The coding region runs from base 115 to 1020 and encodes 301 amino acids. NCBI's taxonomy places the organism in Eukaryota, Viridiplantae, Streptophyta, Magnoliopsida, Fagales, Fagaceae. The record is from RefSeq and is a predicted model, not a curated record.